Drosophila gunungcola (fruit fly) is the source of this 2079-nucleotide messenger RNA. RefSeq names its product protein wingless (gene wg). Gene Ontology annotation, cellular component: extracellular region. Gene Ontology annotation, molecular function: cytokine activity; frizzled binding. The transcript has 5 exons. Bases 430 to 1833 code for a protein of 467 amino acids. The record is from RefSeq and is a predicted model, not a curated record. Lineage: Eukaryota; Metazoa; Arthropoda; Insecta; Diptera; Drosophilidae. Gene Ontology annotation, biological process: neuron differentiation; cell fate commitment; multicellular organism development.
UUAAGCGUUGGCACUGAACCGGGCAACAAUCUUUCACUCCUCCGCUCUCGAAUCGUCGCGAUCAACCGAUCAACCGAUCUACCAAUCCACCUAUCUAUAACUAGAGCAAACUGAGAGAGUGUUCUAUGAAUCGAAACGAUCGAAUUUAAAGUAUUUUAGCGUGGAAAACUCACAAGUUCUUGUUGUGUGUCCCAUGAUUGCCGUGUGAUCGAUCCAUCGGAAUUAAUUGCACAAAUAUGAGCAGCAAUAUCGGCAUGCGCAUGCUAAUGAUGAUUAUGCCUCAUUUAUAGUGCGCUAAUUGAACGCGAAAUUACUCGAUAAAACCAAAUAUACCCCAACCAUUCGCAAACAAACAUCAACUCGAAAGGAAAAUAGUACCAAGUGUGUUUUAGUGAGAGUGUGUGUCGAUUGAUCGAACAGCCGCAUAAAAUGGAUAUCAGCUAUAUCUUCGUGAUCUGCCUAAUGGCCCUGUGCAGCAGCGGCAACAGUCUCAGCCAAGUCGAGGGCAAACAGAAAUCCGGACGGGGUCGGGGCUCCAUGUGGUGGGGCAUUGCCAAGGUCGGCGAACCCAAUAAUAUAACGCCCAUCAUGUACAUGGAUCCGGCCAUCCACUCUACACUGAGAAGAAAACAGCGACGGCUGGUCAGGGAUAAUCCCGGUGUGUUGGGUGCCUUGGUUAAGGGCGCCAACUUGGCCAUCAGCGAAUGCCAACAUCAGUUCCGGAAUCGUCGCUGGAACUGCUCAACGAGGAACUUCUCGAGGGGCAAAAAUCUAUUCGGCAAAAUCGUGGAUCGAGGCUGCCGAGAGACGAGCUUCAUCUAUGCCAUUACCAGUGCGGCGGUGACCCACUCGAUUGCCAGGGCCUGCAGCGAAGGGACGAUCGAGUCCUGCACCUGCGACUAUAGCCACCAGUCGCGGUCCCCACAAGCGAACCACCAGGCGGGCAGUGUGGCUGGAGUGCGGGAUUGGGAGUGGGGCGGCUGCUCCGACAACAUCGGAUUCGGGUUCAAGUUCUCCCGGGAGUUCGUCGAUACCGGCGAGAGGGGUCGCAAUCUGCGCGAGAAGAUGAAUCUGCACAACAACGAGGCGGGUCGAGCGCACGUCCAGGCGGAGAUGCGACAGGAGUGCAAAUGCCAUGGCAUGUCCGGCUCUUGUACAGUGAAGACCUGUUGGAUGCGACUGGCCAAUUUCCGUGUGAUCGGUGAUAAUCUCAAGGCCCGAUUCGACGGAGCCACACGCGUCCAGAUUACCAACAGUGUGAGGGCCACCAAUGCCUUGGCCGGAGUUAGUCCCAAUGCGGCCAGCUCGAAUUCCGUGGGCUCCAACGGCCUGAUUAUUCCCCAAUCGGUGGUCUACGGCGAGGAGGAGGAGCGCAUGCUGAACGAUCAUAUGCCGGACAUUCUGCUGGAGAACAGUCAUCCGAUCAGCAAGAUCCAUCAUCCAAAUAUGCCGUCGCCUAAUAGUUUGCCCCAGGCUGGGCAAAGGGGCGGUCGAAACGGACGUCGGCAGGGCCGCAAGCACAAUAGAUAUCACUUCCAACUGAACCCGCACAAUCCCGAGCACAAGCCGCCAGGCUCAAAGGACCUCGUCUAUUUGGAGACCUCGCCCAGCUUCUGCGAGAAGAAUCUAAGACACGGCAUUUUGGGCACCCAUGGGCGCCAGUGCAAUGAGACCUCGCUGGGCGUCGACGGAUGUGGGCUGAUGUGCUGUGGGCGUGGCUAUCGGAGGGAUGAGGUGGUGGUCGUGGAGCGAUGUGCCUGCACCUUCCACUGGUGCUGCGAGGUCAAGUGCAAGCUGUGUCGAACCAAGAAGGUCAUCUACACGUGUCUUUAAGGAAGCAUCCUGCCUCAAAAAACCCACUUCUCUCCCUCUACAACUCGUCGCCCCACUUCUUUGUAUGUGUUAUGUAUUUUGUCUACGCUUAGCCUUUGUUAUUAGCACCUUAAGAGCCUAGACCAUAGCCUAGUUAAAGAUACAACUAACCACCCUGACAAAUCCCAUCUAAAGCCUCACUUUUUAGCUCUCACUUUUUUUUGUAGCAGUAUUACACGAGGAAUAUUAACGAAUAGAUUUCAAGAA